GGUACGCGGAAAUUCUAGUCUUCAAUCAAUAUCGAACCAUGCAAGUGCUCCUUAUCAUUUUCCUCGGGUCAUCGUUAUCACUCGGCACUGACUCAGCCCGUAUACUUGGUGUUUUCCAAAUACCAGCCGUCAGCCAUCAAUGCGUAUUCCAGCCCAUCUGGAAAGAGUUGUCACUGAGAGGACAUGAGGUAGUGGUGGUAACACCAAAUCCACUGAGGAACGCAAGUUUGGUGAAUCUAACCGAGAUAGAAGUGAGUGAAACUCGCCAGAUUUUCGAAAGACAUGGUUUCCAGUUUUUCAUGAAUAAAGAAAACUACGUGCACACCAAGAUUGCCAAGCUGUUCGCACUGAACUACGAUCUUGCAGAAGCCAUAUUCAACAACAGAGACUUCCUGAGAAUCUACAAUGAUACCAACGCAGAAUUCGAUCUUAUCAUCACCCAAUCUUACAUCUCCCCGAUAUUCUAUAGCUUAGCAGCUAGGUUUCAAGCACCAUUGAUAGGUGUCGCCUCGAUGGGAGGAUACAUAGGCACAGACUUCGCUAUGGGCAAUCCUCAUCCACCCUCUUUAUACUCAGAGAUGUUUCUACCCUACCACGGUCAAAUGAGUAUGUACGAAAGAAUUAAAAGUACCCUUUUUUACCUGUGGGCUAAGUAUUACUUGACAUUUCACGCUAUGCCAAAGAGCGAUGCAAUAGCUAGGAAGUAUCUAGGGAAUGAUUUGCCUUACAUUGAGGACAUCGAAAGGAAUAUGAGCUUGCUCUUUUUGACCACGAAUCCCAUUCUGUAUUCUCCAAGGCCAACUGUGCCCACUAUAAUCAGUUUGGAGCAGAUGCAUAUAAAACCUGUUGGAGUAUUGCCACAGGACCUGCAAAAUUUCUUGGAUAAGGCCAAAGAAGGAGUGAUUUAUUUCAGCUUGGGUUCGAAUGUGAAAAGUGUAAACAUACCUGAACAUGUAAGGAAUACGUUGAUAGAGGCAUUUGCAGAACUCCCUUAUCAAGUGUUGUGGAAAUUCGAAGCAGACUCUCUACCUAACCAGCCGAAGAAUGUUAUGAUCCGUAAACUGCUGCCUCAACAAGAUGUCCUAGCACAUCCUAAUGUCAAAGUUUUUCUAACCCAAUGCGGACUUCAAUCGAUUGAAGAGGCUGUUUCAAGAGGAGUGCCUAUGGUUGGUAUUCCAUUUAUUGCUGACCAAACUAUGAAUAUCAAAAGAUUGCAAGGAUUCGAGGUAGCUUUAGGAAUUGACUAUCUCACAAUGACUAAGGAGGAGGUGAAGGAAAAAAUAAUUGAGGUUGCAGAAAAUCCCAAGUACAGAAACAACAUGAAAAAAUUGGCAUCAUUGUGGGUUGACCAACCCAUGAAGUCAUUGGACAGAGCGAUCUGGUGGAUAGAGUACGUCCUCAGGCAUAAAGGGACGAAACAUCUCAGGAGUCCAACUGUGGAUGUAUCGUGGAUCGAAUAUUUCAUGUUGGAUGUGAUUUUCAUUGCAAUUGUUAUCAGAUUGUGCAUUGUAUAUCUUGAAGUGAAGAUUUUCAAAUAUUUAUGGAAAUUGAUUUUCUGUUGGAGGAAAGAGAAAAUAAACUGACGUUGAAAU
Messenger RNA from Phaedon cochleariae (mustard beetle), 1592 nucleotides. The record is from the annotation of a GenBank genome assembly. Lineage: Eukaryota; Metazoa; Arthropoda; Insecta; Coleoptera; Chrysomelidae.